This is a messenger RNA of Scomber japonicus (chub mackerel), 777 nucleotides long. RefSeq names its product stanniocalcin 1, like (gene stc1l). Lineage: Eukaryota; Metazoa; Chordata; Actinopteri; Scombriformes; Scombridae. The transcript has 5 exons. Gene Ontology annotation, biological process: intracellular calcium ion homeostasis. The coding region runs from base 1 to 777 and encodes 258 amino acids. Gene Ontology annotation, molecular function: hormone activity. The record is from RefSeq and is a predicted model, not a curated record. Gene Ontology annotation, cellular component: extracellular region.
AUGACCGCGCUGCACGCCCCCGCUCUGCUGCUGCUGCUCGGCCUCAGCGCCGCCGCCUGCUUCCAGAUGCUGCCGGAGGAGGCUGCUCCCCGCCGGGCACGCUUCUCCUCCAACAGCCCCACUGAUGUGGCCAGAUGUUUGAACGGAGCCGUUGCCGUGGGCUGCGGCUUCUUCUCCUGUCUGGAAAACUCGACGUGCGACACCGACGGGAUGCACGAGAUCUGUGAACACUUCCUGCACACAGCUGCUACCUUCAACACGGAGGGGAAGUUGUUUGUGAAGAAGAGUCUGCACUGCAUCUCUCAGGGAAUCACAGCCAAGAUCUUCCAAACCAUCCGCCGCUGCAACAUCUUCCAGAGGAUGAUCGCUGAGGUGCAGGAAGAGUGUUACACCAGUCUCGAUAUCUGCACGGUGGCUCGUACCAACCCUGACGCCAUCGGAGAGGUGGUGCAGGUUCCCGCUCACUUCCCCAACAGGUAUUACAGCACUCUGCUGCAGACGCUGCAGACCUGCGACGAGCAGACGGUCGCAGCGGUGCGUGCAGGCAUCAUCGCUCGGUUAGGCCCAGACAUGGAAACCUUCCUCCAGCUGAUCCAGAACAAACCCUGCUCCACCGGCUCCGGAUCGGCCGCCUACAACAACCCGUCCAGCUGGAAGAACAUGCCCGUGUUCAACAUCCAGCCCGGCUUCAGGGGCCGAGACCCCACCCACCUGUUCGCCAGGAAGAGAUCCGUAGACGACAGGAUGGGCGAGGAGGUGGUGAAGGGCGAGGAGUAA